This is a messenger RNA of Alternaria incomplexa, 441 nucleotides long. RefSeq lists its product as uncharacterized. Bases 1 to 441 code for a protein of 146 amino acids. NCBI's taxonomy places the organism in Eukaryota, Fungi, Ascomycota, Dothideomycetes, Pleosporales, Pleosporaceae. The transcript has 2 exons. The record is from RefSeq and is a predicted model, not a curated record.
AUGUAUUGGAACCUUGAGCGGAUAGCCAUGCAUCUUCCGGAGUCGAUAUCCAAGUCGAUGUCUGAGUCGAUAAAGGAGGAGUCACGGAAGAACAUAUAUCUCAAUAUCUCAAACGAGUGGCACCCGGUAAACAUCUGUGUCCUCCGGCAGAAACGCUUCAGGGCCGACAAGGAUGGCAACGAUUGGGUGGAUUCUAUUAAGAAUAUCAGGUAUGACAGGAACGAAGAAAGACCGUACAAGGAACAGACAGAGGAGGAAAAGAAACUGAGGCUUCGUGACUACGUCAUAUGCGAUCCCGUGGACGGCGAAGCGGAACUCUACGCCAGGUGUCUAUCUGAUCUGCAAGACAAGAAUCCUGCUAAGGAGAUGUUUUCGGAAGAUGGCAAACACUUGCUUCCAAAGUACAUUGGUAAAGGAAAGAAGGUGCCCGGAUCGGAAUAA